AGUGCCGCUGAGGAAGUUCAAGUCCAUCCGUGAGACCCUGAAGGAGAAAGGCUUACUGAAGGAGUUCCUGAAUACCCACAAGUAUGACCCGGCUCUCAAGUACCGCUUCGGCGACUUCAGUGUGACCUACGAGCCCAUGGACUACCUCGACCUGUGGGCAGCCCUGCCCUCGCCAGCUGACUUCCACCCGGCCAUCCCCUGCACUACCCACAACCGCUUCAACCCCAGCAAGUCCUCCACCUUCUACACCUACGACCAGACCUUUUCCCUGGAGUACGGCAGCGGCAGCCUCACCGGCUUCUUUGGCUACGACACCUUCACUAUCCAGAACAUCGAGGUCCCCAACCAGGAGUUCGGUCUGAGUGAGACGGAGCCCGGCACCAACUUCCUGUACGCGGAGUUUGAUGGCAUCAUGGGCCUGGCCUACCCCUCUCUGUCCGUGGGGGACGCCACCCCGGCCUUGCAGGGCAUGGUGCAGGACGGCACCAUCAGCAGCAGCGUCUUCAGCUUCUACCUCAGCAGCCAGCAGGGCACUGACGGGGGUGCGCUGGUGCUCGGGGGUGUGGACAGCAGCCUGUACACAGGGGACAUCUACUGGGCCCCUGUCACCCGAGAGCUCUACUGGCAGAUUGGCAUUGACGAGUUCCUCAUCAGUAGCGAGGCCUCCGGCUGGUGCUCCCAGGGCUGCCAGGCCAUCGUGGACACGGGCACUUCUCUGCUCACCGUGCCUCAGGAGUACAUGAGUGACCUGCUGGAGGCCACAGGGGCCCAGGAGAACGAGUAUGGAGAGUUUCUUGUGGACUGUGACAGCACAGAGAGCCUGCCCACCUUCACCUUCGUCAUCAACGGCGUGGAGUUCCCUCUGUCCCCCUCCGCCUACAUCCUCAACACUGAUGGCCAAUGCAUGGUGGGAGUCGAGGCCACCUACCUGUCCUCCCAGGACGGCGAGCCCCUUUGGAUCCUCGGGGAUGUCUUCCUCCGGGCCUACUACUCCGUCUUUGACAUGGCCAACAACCGGGUGGGCUUUGCCGCUCUUGCCUAGACUGGCAGCCCGGAUAGCACACCCAGCUCCUUCUUCCCUCGGCCCCGUGCCCUGUGGAGUGGGAGUGGUCUCCCUGUGUUUUCUCUGUGCAUUCCUCCUCUGGGCUCUGGAUUUUCCCUAAUAAUAAACAGUUCUUCACGUUG
Molecule: messenger RNA, 1185 nt
Organism: Oryctolagus cuniculus (rabbit)
Lineage: Eukaryota; Metazoa; Chordata; Mammalia; Lagomorpha; Leporidae
Gene: PGC
Product: progastricsin
Biological process (GO): proteolysis
Molecular function (GO): aspartic-type endopeptidase activity
Source: RefSeq, marked validated